AUGAUGAUCUACUUGCUUGUCGUGCUAUACAUCAUUUACUUGAGGCUUAGUGCCCCGACGUCAGGGUCAAUCCGACGUCGGGCUCGGGAGCGACGUCGUGCUGAGCAGACAAGAGCGGAAGGCGAGCGCAUAGCACGCGAAAAGCGGGAGCGAAGAGCACGGGAAAAGCUUGAACAACAGAGGAAGGCUCGUGAAGAACUGGCGACCUACCAGCCGUGGGGACGCGCGGGCGGCGGCGCUCCCAACCCUCGAGGAGUACGAUUUACUAAUCUCCGAGACAAAGGGAUCUUUCCUGAAGACGAAUUAAGGAAUAUUUCGAAAAUGUACCUACUCAGCACGCCAUGGAAGGACCAUGGGGCAAACCAGGGCCUGGUGGCACAAUAUGGAGGAACCCCCGAAACAUUGGAUUAA
Spodoptera exigua (beet armyworm) is the source of this 411-nucleotide messenger RNA. NCBI's taxonomy places the organism in Eukaryota, Metazoa, Arthropoda, Insecta, Lepidoptera, Noctuidae. The record is from the annotation of a GenBank genome assembly.